Molecule: messenger RNA, 2104 nt
Organism: Nelumbo nucifera (sacred lotus)
Lineage: Eukaryota; Viridiplantae; Streptophyta; Magnoliopsida; Proteales; Nelumbonaceae
Product: glucomannan 4-beta-mannosyltransferase 9
Cellular component (GO): Golgi apparatus
Molecular function (GO): mannan synthase activity
Source: RefSeq, a predicted model, not a curated record
AUGGAUAGGCUUUCUGCUACUACACUGCUUCCGGAUACGUUUCAGGGGACGAGGGACGACAUCGCGGGGCAAUUGGGGUUUAUCUGGGAACAGAUCAAGGCUCCUCUAAUCGUUCCUCUACUGAAAAUCGCGGUCUUUGUGUGCUUGAUCAUGUCAAUUAUGCUGUUCGUCGAAAGGGUCUAUAUGGGCAUCGUCAUCAUUCUCGUAAAGGUAUUUGGGAGAAAACCCGAGAAGCGUUACAAAUGGGAGCCGAUGAAGGACGAUGUCGAAAUGGGAAAUUCAGCUUAUCCCAUGGUUCUCGUGCAAAUCCCAAUGUACAAUGAAAAGGAGGUUUACCAGCUCUCCAUUGGAGCUGCAUGCGGGCUUUCAUGGCCAUCCGAUCGAAUCAUAAUCCAAGUUCUCGACGAUUCCACAGACUCAACCAUCAAGAGUUUGGUGGAGCUGGAAUGCCAGAGAUGGGCAAGCAAGGGAAUUAACAUUAGAUACGAGAUCAGAGACAACCGAAAUGGAUACAAAGCAGGGGCUCUCAAAGAAGGCAUGAAACGAAGCUACGUUAGAGAGUGCGACUACGUCGCCAUUUUCGACGCAGAUUUCCAACCUGAACCAGACUUCCUCUGGCGAACCAUCCCUUUCCUUGUCCACAACCCAGAUAUAGCUCUAGUUCAAGCUCGCUGGAAGUUCGUGAACUCCGACGAGUGCUUGAUGACCAGAAUGCAAGAGAUGUCGCUGAACUACCACUUCACGGUGGAGCAGGAAGUGGGUUCGUCCACCUACGCCUUCUUUGGUUUCAACGGGACGGCCGGCGUAUGGAGAAUUUCGGCUCUGAAUGAGGCGGGUGGAUGGAAGGACCGAACAACGGUUGAGGACAUGGAUUUAGCCGUGCGGGCGAGUCUCAAGGGCUGGAAGUUCGUAUACGUUGGUGGCCUCCAGGUGAAAAAUGAACUACCAAGUACUUUCAAGGCCUACCGCUACCAGCAGCACCGUUGGUCUUGUGGACCUGCUAAUCUGUUCAGGAAAAUGGUCAUGGAGGUUGUAAGGAACAAGAAAGUGACUCUGUGGAAGAAAUUCCAUGUUAUAUACAGUUUCUUCUUUGUUCGGAAGAUCGUAGCCCAUAUUGUCACCUUUGUCUUUUACUGUGUUGUAAUGCCAUUAACUGUUUUGGUUCCUGAAGUAGAGGUCCCAAAGUGGGGAUCUGUUUAUAUCCCUUCUAUCAUUACCAUACUCAACUCAGUUGGAACUCUAAGGUCACUCCACCUGUUAGUUUUCUGGAUCCUUUUUGAGAAUGUAAUGUCUCUGCACCGGACUAAGGCAACCUUUAUUGGCCUGCUGGAGGCAGGAAGAGUAAAUGAAUGGGUUGUAACUGAGAAAUUGGGAGAUGCUCUCAAGGUAAAAGCAGCUUCAAAAGCAGCCAAGAAACCUCGAGUCAGGAUCGGAGAAAGACUCCAUCUGCUGGAGCUAGGAGUUGGAAUGUUUCUCUUCUUUAUCGCAUGCUAUGAUCUUGCCUAUGGAAAGAACCAUUACUUCCUAUACCUCUAUCUGCAAUCUUUGGCAUUCUUCAUAGUAGGGUUUGGCUAUGUUGGCACCUUUGUCCCCAACUCUUAGCAGGCAUGGCCGGAUGCAAUGGCACAAUCCUCUUCAAUAUCUGUCAUACCACAUCUGUAUCUUUCUCUUCUCAGACAACAUAUAUAUGAAGUCAUUUUAGCAACGUUUUCCCGCAUUUGUUACUGUCUUAGCUCAUAAAAGAAAGGCCGGUCAUUCUUUCAUGCUGAGAAGAAGCACUCAAAUCGUGUGCCGAAGAAUUCUCCUGUGAAUACUCAACAAAAGGCCAGGAACUUACAGAACAUAGAUGUUGUUAUGUGAAUGCAUUAUUUACAAAGAAGAGAACAAGAAGAAGAAAAAGAAAAAGGAAGCAGAAGCAGCAUAGGGGGUCUGACCCUGGUUGUAAACAUCUUUUAAUGGGUUGUUUGUAAUUUGGGAUUUUUAGCUUUUUUUUUUUUUGGUUUUUUCAAUAUCCAUUUUGUUGGGCUUUGUUUGAGAUGGGAAUAAGUUGAUGGCCAGGAGGGGUAGUAAAUUACUAAAUUUGAAGGCUCUAUUCUUUUUCUUA